AUGAAAAAUUUAGAAGAAAGAAAAACAAAUUUAUUUUGGUCAUUAAAAUCACGUAGAAUGCAUGUAAUAAUUCUUCUAAUGUUUGGUUGGGGAAUUAUGGCAUUUACAAGACAUCAACUUGGAAUAUCAUUACCAUGUAUGUUAAAUUCAACUGCUAUUGAAGAAGGAUCAUUAAAUAAAUAUGAGGAAAAUUUUAAUCAAAUAGAAAAUGAUAAAAAAUGUUUAAAAAAUAAUAAUGUAAAAAAUAUUUCUUAUUUUGUUGAUAAAAAAAUUGUUGUUGAUUAUGGUGGUACAUUUAAUUGGAGUUAUGAUCAACAAAAUUUAGUUAUAUCAGGAACUUAUUUUGGAUCUUUAUUAACAGUAUUACCAGCUGGUUAUUUAUCUGAUAAAAUUUCUUCAAAAAAUAUGAUGAUAUAUGGAUCUAUAGUUUAUAUUUUAACAAGUGUAACUUUUCCAUAUCUUGUAAUGACAUUUGGUUAUCUUCCUGGAUUUAUUACAAGAUUUAUUAUGGGAUUAGGUGAAGGAAUGCUUCUUCCAGCAUCUUCAUCUAUACUUAGUAAAUGGUUUACUAAUUCAGAAAAACCAUUAGCUAGUACUUUAUUAACAUCUGGAAAUCAAAUAGCUACAUUUAUAGGUAAUCCACUUGCUGCAUUUUUUUGUCAAAGUUCUAUUGGUUGGAGUGGAACAUUUUAUACUUGUGGUAUAAUACUUUUUAUUUGGAUUAUAUUUUGGUAUUAUUUUAUACAAAAUUCUCCAGACACAGCAAAAUGGAUAUCUAUAAAUGAGAAAGAAUAUUUAGAAAAAGAAACUGGUUUUGAAAAAAUAAAAAAAGAAAAUAAGAAAAAUUUUAAAAUUCCUUGGAAAAAUAUUUUAACUUCUUCAGCAUUAUAUUGUACAAUUCCAUGUUAUUUUUUUGGUAAUAUGUAUGGAGUAUUUUUAUCAAUGUAUCUUCCAUUAUUUUAUAAAGAAAAAUUAUAUGUAAAUGUGAUGAAUAAUGGUUUUAUGACUGCAGUACCAACAAUUAUACAAAUGAUUGUUAAAAUUUUAUGGAGUUCUUAUAUUGGAAAAUUACAAAAAAAAAAUUGCAUUACCUCAAAUACUUCAGUAAAAAUAUCUCAAUUAGUAUCUGGUAUACUUUUACCUGUAGGAUUAAUUAUGGUUGAUCUAACAUUAGAUUGUACAAAUCCAUGGAUAACAGUUAUAUAUAUUUGUAUAGCAAAUUGUGGGUAUGGUAUUGCUACUAGUGGUUAUACAGUAAGUAUUAUUUCAAUGGCUCCAGCUGUUACAGGUAUGUUAUCAGGAAUUACAAAUACUGCUGCAAUUUUAUCAAGAAUCUCAACACCCUUUAUUUUUUCACUUCUGAAAAAAACGAAAAUCAUCAAUGUUUGGAAAGGAGCAUUUUAUGGAAUUGCUAUAUCUUGGUUUAUAAGUUCACUUAUUUUUAUUAAAUGGGGAGUUGGUGAAGCUCAAGAAUGGGGUAUUAUAAAAAAUAUACCUGAAUCAGAAAAUACAAACAAAACAAUGGUUUCAUUAAAUUCUGAAACAACGUCAAUAAAUUCAACGACUAACAUUUCAAAAUAA
Strongyloides ratti is the source of this 1581-nucleotide messenger RNA. RefSeq names its product Sialin. NCBI's taxonomy places the organism in Eukaryota, Metazoa, Nematoda, Chromadorea, Rhabditida, Strongyloididae. The transcript is spliced from 2 exons. Gene Ontology annotation, molecular function: transmembrane transporter activity. Bases 1 to 1581 code for a protein of 526 amino acids. Gene Ontology annotation, biological process: monoatomic anion transport; transmembrane transport. The record is from RefSeq and is a predicted model, not a curated record.